This is a messenger RNA of Hemicordylus capensis (graceful crag lizard), 2024 nucleotides long. RefSeq names its product ASH2 like, histone lysine methyltransferase complex subunit (gene ASH2L). NCBI's taxonomy places the organism in Eukaryota, Metazoa, Chordata, Lepidosauria, Squamata, Cordylidae. The record is from RefSeq and is a predicted model, not a curated record. The transcript is spliced from 18 exons. Gene Ontology annotation, molecular function: transcription cis-regulatory region binding; protein binding. The coding region runs from base 31 to 1926 and encodes 631 amino acids. Gene Ontology annotation, cellular component: Set1C/COMPASS complex.
CAUCUCGCGAGAUUUGGGUCUAGACGGAAGAUGGCGGCGGCGGGAACAGCCACCCCGGGGCCGGAGGAGGGCGGAGAAGGGGAGAGCACGCCACCGGCCGCCUCGGAAGCCUCAGCCGGGGACGCCUCGGGGCCAGCCGAGCAAGGGACCGGAGACUCCGAGACCGGAGGGGAUGCCUCCCUGGCUGAUGUCACUGCUGCCCUGGAGACUGAAUCGUCCAGUGGGAAGGAUGCCCUGGAGGGCAUUGGGGACAGUUCUGAAGUUCUGGAUACUCAGACCGGCUCAGUAGAUGAAGAAAAUGGGCGGCAACUGGGAGAGAUUGAGUUGCAGUGCGGGAUCUGCACCAAAUGGUUCACGGCCGAAACAUUUGGCAUUGACACCACAUCCUGUCUGCCUUUUAUGACCAACUACAGUUUCCAUUGUAAUGUUUGUCAUCACAGCGGAAAUACUUACUUCUUAAGAAAACAAGCAAAUCUGAAGGAAAUGUGUCUUAGUGCUCUGGCCAACCUAACUUGGCAGUCGAGGACCCAAGAUGAACAUCCAAAAACAAUGUUUUCAAAAGACAAGGAUAUCAUACCCUUUAUUGACAAGUACUGGGAGUGUAUGACUACCCGGCAAAGACCAGGAAAGAUGACAUGGCCAAACAAUAUUGUGAAGACAAUGUGUAAAGAAAGAGAUGUCUUCUUGGUGAAAGAGCAUCCAGACCCAGGAAGCAAAGAUCCAGAGGAGGAUUACCCCAAAUUUGGACUCUUAGACCAGGACCUUGCUAAUAUUGGCCCUGCAUAUGAUAACCAGAAGCAGAGCAGUGCUGUCUCUACUAGUGGAAAUUUAAAUGAUCCAGAGGUGUACCCCAAGAUUAAUUUAACAAUUAAAUGUGGAGCCUCUUUGGGAGGGGGUAUCGUACCAGGAACUACUGGGAAAGGCAGAGGCGCAAAACGCAAGCAGCAAGACGGAGGGACCACAGGAACAGCCAAGAAAACCAGAAGCGAUCCUUUGUUCUCUGCUCAGCGUCUCCCACCCCACGGUUACCCGCUGGAGCACCCUUUUAAUAAGGAUGGGUACCGUUACAUUUUGGCAGAGCCGGACCCCCACGCACCUGACCCAGAGAAGCUGGAGUUGGACUGCUGGGCGGGGAAACCGAUUCCUGGCGACCUCUACAGGGCAUGUCUGUAUGAGCGGGUGCUCCUCGCUCUGCAUGACCGAGCUCCUCAGCUGAAGAUCUCGGAUGACAGGCUGACAGUAAUAGGAGAGAAAGGUUACUCCAUGGUACGAGCCUCGCACGGCGUGCGGAAGGGAGCCUGGUACUUUGAGAUUUCUGUGGACGAGAUGCCUGCUGAAACUGCUGCCAGGCUUGGCUGGUCUCAGCCAUUGGGGAACCUCCAGGCCCCGCUGGGCUAUGACAAAUUUAGCUACUCCUGGCGCAGCAAGAAAGGUACCAAGUUCCAUCAGUCCAUUGGGAAGCAUUAUUCGUCAGGCUAUGGCCAAGGAGAUGUGCUUGGCUUCUAUAUCAGCCUUCCCGAAGACACCGAAACGGCCAAAUCACUGCCAGAUACUUACAAAGAUAAGGCUCUGAUCAAGUUCAAAAGUUACCUGUACUUUGAAGAGAAGGACUUUGUGGAUAAAGCGGAGAAAAGCUUAAAGCAAGCUCCAGGAAGCCAAAUAAUCUUCUAUAAAAAUGGUGCUAGCCAAGGAGUUGCCUACAAAGAUAUUUUUGAAGGGGUUUAUUUCCCUGCUGUCUCUUUAUAUAAAGGCUGCACGGUUUCCAUCAACUUUGGGCCCUACUUCAAAUACCCUCCAAGAGAUAUCAAUUACCGCCCAAUCAGUGACAUGGGCUGGGUCGCUGUGGUGGAACACACCCUGGCAGAUGUUCUCUAUCACGUGGAAACGGAAGUGGACGGGAGGCGGAGCCCACCUUGGGAGCCUUGAGAGGCACUCUGUGUGUAUAUAUCUGUGUAUAAUUUUUUUUUAAAACAGCAUCACUGGAUGUAAAGUGGAAAGGAAAUAAAUCUCCUCUUUUUUUUAAA